UUGACUCUUUGGGGUUAAGACCAGGUGGUCACCAUGGCGCAUACUUUAAAGGCCAUGUGUUGGUGGUCUUUCACAGCCUUCGUAAAUAAACAACCCCAAUUCUAACAGCCUUCCCAUUCUGUUGAAAUCGGCACGGGUGUCGUCUGGUGAGCGGUGUUCGGCCUCCGCUCUGUCGCCUUCUCGCCUUCUCGCGUUUCCGCCAUCAUGUUGGCCUCCGCCACCGCUCGCACGCUCAGCCGCUGGUCCCGCCCCGCCUGUUCCGUGUCCUCUCGCUCCUACUGGAAGCUGACCCGCACCUCCCUCCCUCCCCGUCAUCCGGCCGAAAGACCCACGGCCGAACAAUUGAACGAACAGUCUGAGAACUUUCAUCAAAAGGACAUGAUCUUUCGGGCUGAGCGGGUUAAACAGCCCGGUUUGCCGGUUCAGGUGCUCAUGUUGACCGACGUGCUCGGCUACGGGCCUCGGGGACAGAUUCUGACCGUCCGCAACCCCAAUAUCGCCCGCCAGGAGCUUAUUUUGCCGGGAUUGGCCGUGUACGCGCGGCCGGAAAAUAUCGCUGAUUUCGGUCCCGGAGUUAUUCCGGAAGAUCAGUUGGUUAUGAGUACGGUCCGAGGGCGGGCCACCAUGCGGACCUUGCUCCAUACGCCCCUGCCGCUAUCGCUCCAUCACGAGAACCCUUGGACGGUCACGCCGGAGAUUGUUCACUGUGCUUUUCGUCGCAUCCAGUUCCAGGUGCCCAUUGAGGUGAUCGAACUGCCGGACACGCCCAUUUCCGGACCGGAUCCGGAUAAACAAGGCAAAGAGUUUUUGAUCCAUGUCACGAUCAAUGGCGUGGAACGUGUGCCCGUGCGCGUGGUUAUUCAUCACCUCAAUCCCGAAGACGCCAAGGCCAACCGUGAACUGGGUUGGCAACAUCGCUUUCGGGAGCCUUUAUUUGAGGAGCAGCGCGAGGCCUUGGCCAUGCUACCCAGACCUCCGAUUAGCCAAAAGACUGCCGAAAAGGAGGGCUUUCGGCCCAUUUUGACCCAGUACCAACAGUGGGCGGAACGAAGGCAAGCCCGGUUGAGGAGUCUGAUCCCGCCUGAAUCUUAAGGGCAAACUAUUCAUUCAUUCUCUCAUUGAUCUUAGCUUUUUGCACAUAAACCAAAUAUGUCUAUGCCA
This is a messenger RNA of Tigriopus californicus, 1161 nucleotides long. RefSeq names its product large ribosomal subunit protein bL9m-like (gene mRpL9). The record is from RefSeq and is a predicted model, not a curated record. The transcript has a single exon. Gene Ontology annotation, cellular component: ribosome; mitochondrion. Bases 205 to 1092 code for a protein of 295 amino acids. Lineage: Eukaryota; Metazoa; Arthropoda; Copepoda; Harpacticoida; Harpacticidae. Gene Ontology annotation, biological process: translation. Gene Ontology annotation, molecular function: structural constituent of ribosome.